ACAGGACUACUAGUUUUUUAAAGUUACACACUAACAUGGAUAUCUCCCUGAGAGGUUUAUUUCUGUCCAUCAAUAUCUCUGAGAGUUCUUUACUAAUGAAUAAAUUGUCAGUCUGGAAUGAAAAAAAUGGUUAAAAUGUUAAAGGAAGCAACAUAAUACUCCUUUCUUUUAGGAUAAUCAUUUAUAGUUUAUUUUCUUCAUUAAUUAAAGGAAUUUUUUAACAAUGCUUAUUAAAGUUAAGCUAUAUUUAAUAUUUUAAACGUCAGAGUUGAAUACUAUAUCCAACUUUAACACACCUUUUAAUUACCUUUCUUUUCCCUGUAGAUUUUUGUAAUUACAAAAUUGUAACUUUUGUAGGAUGUCAGGAAAUGAUUUGGGUGCGAAUGUUUACAAGAUGAACCGACGAUUUCAUAUAAAGGUCAAGGAGACCAAAGCCCCAAACGAAUCCUUAAGAAGCCUUCACGCCAAUCCCAAGUUCAGGUUGAAAUAUCCUGAGCUUGGAGGUAAAACUUCUGGAUUAUCCAAUAAAAGCUUAUUUUGUGACCAAACCAAACAGUUCUUUGCUAGUCAUGAGAAUGGUUCAGGAGAUUCUGACUCUCUUUGCAAGAGUGGACUGGUGAAUGACUUGAACAAGGAAGUGUUUGGAACAAAGAUGAAUGUGGGAUCACUAACAGGAAACUCAGUGGAAAGCAUAACUGAUAGAAGUAGUUUGCUGUUAACACCUUCAAAUAAAGAGGAAAAUGCUGUUGCUGUCCCAUACUUAACCCAGAGAUCCAGUUCUGACUUGCCUCUCACAAAGCAGAAAAAGAUAAAUUCCCCUGAGAAUAUUUUCUCUGUAAACUAUGAUUCAAAACUAUUUAGUUCGUUAAUGCCAUCCCCUCGGGUGACUACUUGCCAUCACUGCGGUUUGUAUGGAGACCUAAGAUGUUCACAGUGUAAGCAGAUAUAUUAUUGCUCUACAGACUGCCAGAAGAAAGAUUGGUCUGCACAUGGUAUUGUAUGCAAGCCAGUGAAACAAAGCUUAAAGAAAAGUGAAGGUAAUGCCAAGUUGCCUGGUGAAAUUAAGAAGAAAAUGGAUUUUGAGGGCAAUUUAUCACCUGUUGAUGUCCACAAGAUAGAAGAUGACAUCCAAAAAAUAAUGCUUUCUGACCUGCAAAACUUAGGCUUCAAAAAAGCUAUGGAAAUAGAGGGUACAGUCACUGAAUUCAAGAACCCAAGUGAAUUUUAUAUACAAGUGUAUUCUUCAGAAAUUUUAGAACAUCUCAGCAAGCUUACUGUAAAACUGAAAGAUUGUUAUGCAAACAUUGUUAGCCAAGAGGAAUAUAUUCCUAUCAAAGGGGAAGUUUGUGUUGCAAAAUAUUCUCUGGAUCAGACCUGGAAUAGAGUAGUGGUAAAAGAGGUGGAUAUCUUGCAGAAGAAAGCACAAGUGUUGUUUAUUGAUUAUGGCAAUGGAGAAAAUGUUCCACUAGAUUGGAUUAAACCACUCCAGAAAGACAUUGAACUGUUUCCUGCCUGUGCAAUUAGGUGUUGUGUUGCUCCAAAACAAGGAGAAUGGAACAAAGACUGUGCUGGUUUUAUUACGCCUAUGCUUGUGGGACAGUUUUGUUUGGUGACUGUUGUUGACGUAGUACAAGAGGAGAUGAUGACUUGUUUUGCUGUAGAUGUUGUCCUUCCAGGUUCUGGGAAACACCUAGAUAAAAUACUACUUGAAAUGGGACAUGGCUUGAGUCCAAAGAAAAUGAACCCAAAUACAGAUAUUGUAUUACAAAAUAAUUCUGAAGGAAAAAGAGAUAAAACAGCUGAAGAUAAAGAAAUGAUUCACAAUAAUGAUUUAAUUAUAAAGGUUGUUUCUGUAUCCAUGGGAGAUAAAUUUUCUGGUGUAGUUGCUCAUAUUCAAACCCCAGAAGACUUUUUCUGUCAGCAGAUGCAUAAUGGCCGACAGCUUGCUGAGCUUCAAGUAUCCAUGGGUGAAUACUGUAACACAAUCCCUAUUAUCCCAGAUUUCUGUCCAGCUGUGGGAGAUGUCUGUUGUGCCCAGUUCACAGAAGACAAUCAGUGGUAUCGUGCCUCAGUUCUAGCAUAUACUUCUGAAGAUAAUGCGUUAGUGGGCUAUGUAGAUUAUGGUAACUUCGAAGUUCUUCAAGUGACUAGACUUCGCCCUAUAAUUCCAAAAUUAUUGGAGUUGCCAGUGCAAGCUAUAAAGUGUACACUAGCAGGUGUGAAGCCCCUAUCAGGAACCUGGUCUUCAGAAGCUGUUUCUCUGAUGAAACAACUGGUGCAAAAUAAAAAGAUUACUAUCACAGUGGUUGACAAAAAUGAGAAUAGCUCUGUGGUAGAGAUUGUAGAUGAAUCUGUUUCUCCAAUAAUAAAUGUAUCUAAACAUCUUUUAGAAUCAGGCUGUGCAGUGAAAGAUUUCAAGGAUGUCUUGACAAUAAAUGAAACUGUUAACACUGUGAAGGAAGUAACUGCUGUAGAAGAAAUGAUUAAUAAAAAAGAGUGGACAUGGGUUAAGCUGACUCCUAAACAGACAUUAAUUGUUAUACUGUGUACAGUGAAAAAUCCUGGAGAAUUCUUCUGUCAGAUCUUCAAAGAGGAUAAUUUACUUGCUCUAAAUUUACUCAACAAGUCACUGGCAGAAUACUGCCAGCAUACUUCAACUAGUGUUUUCAAACCUUCAAAGGGAAAACCUUGCUGUGCUUUUUUCUCUGGUGAUAAUAACUGGUACCGUGCUUUGGUAAAAGAAAUCUCUUCAGAUGGAGCUAUUCAAGUGCAAUUUGUGGAUUAUGGAAAUGUUGAGGAAGUAACUCCAGAUAAGCUUCGACACAUCUCGUCUGCAUUCCUAAAACUUCCAUUUCAAGGAAUUAAGUGUUGGUUAUCAGGUGUAAAGCCUCUUAACAAGCAAUGGCUCCCAGAAGCCACGGCAAGAUUUCAGAUGUGCACUGCAGGAAUUAAACUUCAAGCCAGAGCAGUUUGUUUCAACAAAAGUGGUGCUGGAAUAGAGCUUAUUGAUAAUUCCACAGAUUGUCCAAGAAUAAUCAGUGAAAUUUUAAUUAGUGAAAAAUUGGCUUUAAAGGAAGGUCUGCCAAGUAAAGAUGGGCUACCAAAUACCUCUGCUGAGAAAAUAGAGCUUCAAGAAACUUCUUCUGAGCAGUGGCAGACAAUAGAAUUGCCUGUCAAUGAAACUGUGUCAGUCCGUGUAAUGGAAGUGGUAAGCCCAGACUUGUUUUAUGUUCUGCCAACUGAAACCAGAGUAGAUCAAGAGAAACUGCAGAGGUUGAUGACUGAACUGGUAGAAUAUUGUAACACUCAGAACAGUCACUCCUUCAGACCAAAAGUUGGUGAAGCCUGUUGUGCCAAGUUCUCAGGUGAUGGCCUCUGGUACAGAGCUGUUGUUCUAGGAGUUUCUCAGUCUGAGGUGAAGGUAGCCUAUGCAGACUAUGGAAACACCGAAACUCUACCAUUCUCUAGAGUGCUGCCCAUCACUGCACGUUACUUGAAGCUCCCUUUUCAGAUAAUUAAAUGUUCGCUUUCAGGAAUCAUGGAAUUGUCUCCUCUAAUAAUAGAUUUGCUAAAAACAUUAAUAUUAAAUAAAUGUGUCAUGAUCACAGUAAAAGGGAUAAGUAGGAAUAUUCAUGCAGUGUCUGUGGAGAAGUGUUUUGAAAACAGUGCUCUCAGUAUAGCUGACAAAUUAGUCAUGGAUGGUUUAGCCAAAUACAGCAACUCUGGAAAUCAAAGUAUUCUGUACCAAGUCCACACAAAGGAGGAUAGUUGCUGUUGCGCAGAAUUAAAAAAGCAAAUUGAAAAACAUGAACAGAUCCUCCUCUUUCUUUUAAAUAAACACAUGGCGCAAGAUAAGUGUAAAGAAAUGAAAAAGUUGUUAGAACACUAAAUCCUUUAGGCACAAUGUGUGGUGUUAUAUGCUUAUACCUGUAAUGCUAUGUUUUAAGUUGCAAUCUUUCCUACUAAAUGGUUCUGUUCCAGUGCCUUUUAUGUAAAAUCUCACUUUCUGAAGCAUUCAUAGUUCUAUCCCGGAAGGCUUGCCAAAGGUUAGAAACAGACUGUCUGUUUCACUAUUGUGGGGCAUCAAUGCAAAUUCCUCACGUGAUUGUGUGUUUAUUGUGCUACAGAAUGAAGAUGGUCUGUGAGCAUGUGUAAGAAUUGUACAUUACAUUCAGUUGUAACCUUAUAUAAACUUUACUGAUCUUUGAAUCAGAGGAUGCUACUUUUUGUUGAUUUUAAAAAAACAAAUCUUCAAUCUCUCUAGGUUACCAGGAAUAAUAAAGCUAUUGCAUU
Pelodiscus sinensis (Chinese soft-shelled turtle) is the source of this 4293-nucleotide messenger RNA. NCBI's taxonomy places the organism in Eukaryota, Metazoa, Chordata, Testudines, Trionychidae. The record is from RefSeq and is a predicted model, not a curated record.